CUGAUGUUCAACCUGCCUAUGAAGCAAAAUUAGAGUAGAAGGUUUACUGCAGCUUGGUGAGCCUGGUUUAUUUCAAUUGCAACUUUUUCAUAUAAAAAAUGCCUGCAUCCAUUUCAAAUCAAUCGAUUGGCUCUAUGAAUUCUUUGAGCUCUGAUUCAUUUUUGAAUCAGAACGACAUCUCUCUUAAUCAUAAUAACAAUAACGAUAACACUGAGAACAUAAAAAAUGCUUCUGCCAAUUCUUCAGCUGGCAAUGAGCUGCUAGAUUCCAAAAAAUAUAACAAUGUAUCUAGCUUUUUAAGAGAAGCUGCCUCAUAUUGGGAGAAUGGUGCCAAAACAAUUGAUGAAUUAAUCACUCAAAAUUCUUUGUAUUUAAAUGAAAUCAAAAACUUGAAUAAUUAUCUAAAUAAUCUAAAAAAUGAAAAUGCUAUACUAAAAAAUGAAAACUUACUUUUAAAGAGUAAAUUACACAAUAAUACCUCCAAUGCUUCUAAUUUGAUCCAAAAUAUUAAUCACUUGAAAGAUAAAAAUAAAAAAUUAAAUGAAAAGGUAACUUUAUUUUCAAAAAAUUUUCAUAUAAGUGAAUCAAACUAUCAAAAAUUGAGAUUGCAAUUAUACGAUAUUUCUAAAAAACAUAAUGAUAUAAAUCUAAAUCUAUAUCAAACUAACGAAAAUAAAAACAAAGAUAAAAUUCAAGUUAACAACAAUUGGCUAUUUAUAAAAGAUAUCGAUUUAAAUCAUAAAACUUCUCCAUCCAAUUCUUCUAAUGAAGAUAUGAAUCACUUUAGCGAAAAUACCAAAAACGGCAUCAUUGAUAACAACCAGCAACAAAAUAACAUUUAUCUCAAUUAUAAUGAGAAUUAUAAUCAUAAUCGCAAUAGUAAUGAGGAUUUCAGUGAUACAGAACCUAAUCAAUUUAUAAAUAAUACAAACUUGAACUUUGAAAACCGUAAAACAAAUUUUCAUAAUAAUCUGAAUAAUAAUUUGACAAAAAAUCUUCAUAGAUCGUUAAAUCAUAAUUCCACUUCUAGCAUUAAUAAAGAUUUAGAUUUUGAAUCAUCAAAUGUAUUUCAUUCUAAAUCCAAGUCUAAUAUCAACUUUAUCUCCCAUUCUAAUGAAAAUAAACUAAGUGAUAACAUGAUUGCUAAAAAUAUCAACAAAAACAUUGACGAAGAGAUUAGAAACGUUAAUAAUAAUAGUAAUAAUAAUAUAGAAAACGACAAGUCCCAAUUAAAUUCAAGUUUUAAUCUUUCAAUUGAUGAUAAUAAUCAUAGAUUAUCUACUUCAACAACAUCAUCUGUUUUAUUAAAUCUGCCAACUCUUUCGAAGAUUAAUAGUCCAAAAAUUGUCCGAAAUAAGUUUGUUAAUAAACCCACUGUAUUUGACACACAAAACAAUUUUAAUAAAAAGAACAUUACUCAAAAUACAAAUAUCAACCAGAAAUCAAAUUUAAACCCAGCUUCUACUUCAACUUCAACUUUAAAUUUAAAUUUAAAUUCAAAUUCAAAUCCAAAUCCGAUUCCAAUUCCAAUUCCAAACCCAUAUAGUAAUUCGGAAUAUAAUACUGUUAAUAGUAGUAAUAAAAAUAUUAAAAAUAAUAACAAUCAGUUUUUGCCCGCAAAUCCUUCACAUUUUGCUCAAUCAUCAAACACAUUUUCUCCUACCCUAUCAUCUACAAAUUUAACAAAUACUUCCUCAUUGUUCUCCAACCUGCCAAAUCCUUCUUCAAUCACUUCCGCCUCACUUUCUUCUAUCUAUAAUAGAUCAAAUACUUCAACUCCUACCCCAAGUGUUAAUCUAAAUCAAGCCUCUAACUUGCUUUCUUUAUCUCAUUUGAAAAAUUUAAAUGAUGUUAUCUCUGUCAAAAUAGUGCCAGCUUCAACUUUCAAAAAACUUAACAAUAAUAAACGUUUGAAUAGUUUUGUUCAAAGUUUUAAUAGAAACGACAAUUUAUCUGAUGUCAUUGAAAUAUAUGAGAAUUCCUUGUCAUUUUCUAUCAACAGUAAUAACACAAAUAAAUUUGAUUACAUUUUUAAUGGUAAACCAAUAAAAUACUUUGAUGUACGACUAAGAGAUCUUGAUCAAUUCAAUACUCACAAAGGAUUUAUAACUUUAGAGGUCAGAAAAGUUAUUUCUUAACUUCUUUUUUAAUUACCAAUUAAACUUAUGGUUACUAGC
Ascoidea rubescens DSM 1968 is the source of this 2177-nucleotide messenger RNA. RefSeq lists its product as uncharacterized. The coding region runs from base 99 to 2138 and encodes 679 amino acids. The transcript has a single exon. The record is from RefSeq and is a predicted model, not a curated record. Lineage: Eukaryota; Fungi; Ascomycota; Saccharomycetes; Ascoideales; Ascoideaceae.